CAGUCACCAAACAGGAGAAAGAGAAAGAAAAAUGAAUAAAAAAAGAAAACAGAUAAAUAAGCAAACAAACAGCAACGGCAACAAGUGAAUCAGAAGCAAAGAUACAACUACUACCCUCUCUCUCUUCUCUCUCGGCUUCUACUGAUUUUUCUGUAUCUAAACUUUUCUCUGUACACCAACCACACAACCAGCAAAAACAACUUGCAGAGCAUAGACCAACAAGCACGUAUCUUUGUUCAGGCACACGCAAAAAAGAAAAAAAAAGCUCCAAUCUUGCUGGUCAAGGAGGAAAACACAGACAUGGGUAUUUUACUCGAGGACGUUGUGAUCAUCAGGCAAGCAGAAAAAGAAAGUGACUUGAGUCUUAUCACUGUAAAUUGCCCUGACAAAACUGGGCUGGGUUGUGAUUUAUGUCGCAUCAUACUUUUCUUUGGCCUAAAUAUCGUUAAAGGAGAUAUAUCUACGGAUGGAAAAUGGUGUUAUGUAAUUUUUUGGGUGGGUGGCAAUUCAUCAACUAGAUGGAGUCUAUUGAAGAAGAGGCUAUUAGAAGUAUGCCCAUCCUGCUCUUCAGCUUCUGGGAUUUCUUAUUACCGUCCAGAAUUGCAGCAACCUCCAAGGCCUCCUGAUGUCUUCCUCUUGAAGUUGUGCUGUCAUGACCGAAAAGGGCUUUUACACAAUGUAACUGAGGUGCUUUGUGAGCUUGAACUCACUAUAAAAAAAGUAAAGGUAUCCACAACACCAGACGGCAGGGUGAUGGACCUUUUCUUCGUUACAGACAUCAGGGAGCUUCUGCAUACAAAUAAGAGAAAGGAAGAUACUUACGAGCAUUUAAGAGCUGUUAUGGGAGAUGCCUUGAUAAGCUGUGACAUAGAAACAGUUGGCUCUGAAAUCACAGCAUGUUCACAGGAAUCUUCAUUUCUUCCAACUACAAUCACAGAAGACAUACUUAACUUGGAAAUUCCUGAUGAACUCUCAGGCUCACAAACUUCCACUGGUGUUUCUGUCACAAUGGACAACUCACUGAGCCCCGCUCACACGCUUGUCCAAGUUGCAUGCCAAGAUCACAAAGGUGUCCUUUAUGACAUAAUGCGAACCCUGAAGGAUUACAAUAUAAAGAUUUCUUAUGGGCGCUACUCAAUAAUACAAAGAAGAAACUGUGAGAUAGACUUGUUUAUUGUUCAAGCUGAUGGAAAGAAGAUAGUUGACCCAAGCAAGCAGAGAGCAUUGCUCUCUCGUCUGAAGAUGGAACUAUUGCGUCCUAUCAGAGUAGCUGUUGUGAGCCGCGGUCCUGACACAGAGCUGCUAGUGGCAAAUCCUGUGGAGUUAUCUGGCAAGGGCAGGCCUCUUGUAUUUCAUGAUAUCACACUUGCUCUCAAGAUGCUCAACACUUGCAUUUUUUCGGCUGAGAUUAGGAGGCGCAUGAUUGGAGAUCGAGAAUUUGAAGUGUAUAGAGUCUUACUCGAUGAAGGGGACAGUUUGUCUGUCCCAAGAAGCAAAAUUGAGGAAGGAGUUCGGAAUAUGCUAAUGGGUUGGGACUGAGGAACAAGUUUAGAUAUCACUCUUUCUUAUUUGGCUAUGGUCUCCUAUGAAGUACACUUCUCCGUAUCACAAUAUGCAUGUAAUGUAAAUUACAGAACGUAUAUCAUUGUAAAGGUAGAGCUGUCCCACUUCUACGUCUACAUUACGUUUAUGGCUCUUGUGAGGUUGACUUGAACAUGAACAGUUGAACCAUGGGGCAAGAAGUUGGUAGCAGGAGAUAAAAAGACUGAAGAGAUACAUGGAGACUCGUUAUACAUUUGGCACACCUGAAAUGUUUGUGGUAAUGGAUGCUUUUGAUGGCUCUGUUGCCAUCCUGUUGUAUAAAUCCAUUACUAACUCAUUUCUCCUUUCCUGUAAAUAAAUUACAUAUGUAGAGUAUGCAGUAAAUUGACGAGGGUUUAUGUAGCUACCAGUCGUGCCAGUAGAGGGAUCUGUACAGAACAUUUGCAUAUUAAGUUAAUAAUAACAUAACAAUUUCAUUGCA
This is a messenger RNA of Jatropha curcas, 2023 nucleotides long. It is a transcript of the gene ACR10, whose product is annotated as ACT-like superfamily protein. The record is from RefSeq and is a predicted model, not a curated record. NCBI's taxonomy places the organism in Eukaryota, Viridiplantae, Streptophyta, Magnoliopsida, Malpighiales, Euphorbiaceae.